AGGCAGAGGCCAGUGUGGCAGGCAGUGGUGGGGAGAGCGUUGAAGCACAGAGACGUGCCCGGGGUGGAUAAACCAUGUUCACUAAGCGGGAGAAAGACUCUGCCCAGGACACAAGAUGAAGGUGGAGAGGAAGUCCUCCUCUACAGGCGGCAGUUUCAGAGGCAUUCCUCCACUACUGACACUUUCUGGCCUCUUCCUCCUCAUCAUCUUCACAGGUGAGACUUUGGGAGUGAAUGUAACGAGCCAGACCCAGAUGGUGAGGGGCACGGUGGGCAGAGAGGCCCUCCUGUCGGUCAGCUACACGAGCAGCAGCUCAGCCAAGCCCGUCAUCAAGUGGCAGCUGAAGAGGGACAAAGUGAAACCUGUCACUGUUGUACAGUCAAUAGGAACAGAUGUUAUAGGAAACCUGAGGCCUGAGUACAGAAACCGCAUCCAGGUGUUUGACAAUGGCUCCCUGCUGCUUCACAACCUGCAGCUGUCAGAUGAAGGAGCGUACGAAGUCGAGAUCUCCAUCACGGAUGAGACGUUCACUGGAGAGCACUACAUUGAGCUCACUGUGGACGUUCCUGUGUCCAAACCUUACAUCCAGAUGAUGGCCUCCUCGGUCCUGGAGUACAGCGAGUACUUCAACCUCCACUGUUCCCACGAUAACGGCACAAAGCCCGUCUACAGCUGGCUGAAAGGAGGGAAAGUGCUGACCAAUGACUCACGCUUGCUGCUCUCACAUGACCAAAAGGUGCUGACCAUUUCACGCGUUGUGAUGUCAGAUGAUGACAUAUAUGCCUGCACUGUGGAGAACCCCAUCAGCAGCACGAAGAGCACACCUGUUCAUCUGACAGUCUACAGAAGGAGCUCGUUAUACAUCAUCCUGUCCACUGGGGGCAUUUUCCUUCUGAUCACCCUGGUGACAGUUUGUGCUUGUUGGAAACCAUCCAAAAAGAAGCACCGACCUGUCCCCCAGAGAGCUCCUGUUUAUGUGGAGCAAAGUGAAAAUGGCCAUGACAUUGAUGUUGUGCCCAAACCAACAACACUUGGCCGAAGGAGUCCGAUGCCUCUUUAUGUUCUCAAUGAAGAUGAGACUCUGGAGCGUCUGGAGGAAUGUUCUGGCAACGCUGCCAGCCAAUCAGAAAUUAUUGUCCCGUCCACUUAUGUUCCUGUCUUCCCGCCUACCUCCAACAGAACUGAGCGACCAAUCUGGUCUGCCCCUCGCAGGUACCCCCGCAGCCCCUCUCCACUGGCACAGCCUCUCCCACAGUCACUCCCUGCUUCUCCUCUACGCCCCAUUUCUUCCCCUGCUCGCUCUCCUGCUCACUCCCCAGGAUCGUCUCCACGCAGUUUCAGCCCCAUAAGAAAAGUCUGUCCUCCAGUGGGCAUCCCACCCAGCCGUCUGCCUGUGGAAGUCGAGGGUCCAGAUGCCAGUGAGCAGACCCCUUCACAGCACUGACAGCCGCCUGGAGGCUAGUUUUUACCCUGUGAUAUGUGAAAUAUUGUACGUGGGUAGUUCAUCACUGUUCAGUUGCACACCGCCAUCAGAAUAAUGACUUUCAUUCAUGCCACAGAACAUCAGUAGUUCUCAUCUUCCUUAUGACUAUGCACAUAGAUUUCCCUGAUCUUUUGAUGAGCCAAUCACAUGAAAGGUCCCGUCCACCAGCAUGUAGGAAAUCACAGAAAUGAAGGCACUG
Messenger RNA from Nematolebias whitei (Rio pearlfish), 1682 nucleotides. It is a transcript of the gene hepacama, whose product is annotated as hepatic and glial cell adhesion molecule a. The transcript has 7 exons. Bases 116 to 1444 code for a protein of 442 amino acids. The record is from RefSeq and is a predicted model, not a curated record. NCBI's taxonomy places the organism in Eukaryota, Metazoa, Chordata, Actinopteri, Cyprinodontiformes, Rivulidae.